AUGGCGGUUUGUUCAGUACAAAAUGACAUGUUUAGCAUAGAGGAGAACAACCCACCAGGGAUGGUGAUCACCAACGUUAGAGCAGCUGCUGGUGUCACGGUCACCGUUGACCCUCAGCCAGGAACAGACUUUCACUGGUUUGAGAUGAAGGACUUGCAACUUAUCCUGAAAUAUUCAGUGGAUUACGAGAAUACAACAGUGCUGCUAGUGUUCCUGAAAUGCACCGGUGCGGGGAUGAUAGAAACUGUUCUGAACAUUGUGGUGACCAUUGUCAAUGUGAAUGACAACCCACCCGUUUUUAGUCACACUAACAUGACCGUCCGUGUUAAUGAGGAUACAAAAGUGAACACAGUCAUUGUGCCCCAGGCAAAUGUAACUGCGACUGAUGCUGACUUAGAUGUAAUAUAUUACAGCCUUACAGGAAAUCCAACAGUAGCAACAGCUUAUUUCAAUAUACAAGGCGUUAAUAACCCACAGAUUUCCCUGCGCAGGGCUCUGGAUUAUGAGCAAAUCAACUUCAUGGUGCUUACCUUACAUGCCAUGGACGGCACAGCCAGCGCAGUGGGCACGCACACCGCCACAGCAACUAUAAGCAUCUACAUCCUGCAGGCUGACCUCAGGCCUCCCUGGUUCCAGCCAUGCACUUUCAUCGGAGGCACCAACACCGUGUGCCUCAGCCAUGGCUACAGGGGCAAGAUCAACAUCUCGGAGAUGGCGACUGAGCCCCUAAUCUUGGAGCCAGGGCCACUCUAUGCCAUUGAUGGAGAUAAAACUUUGAAUGAAAAGAUCGUGUAUGAAAUGGCAGGUGGUGUACUUACAUCCCGUAUGUAUACAGUCCAAGACAUGACUGCUCUGGGUGUGACUCUGGGUUGUUUAUUGGCAGUCGCACUAGUGCUGCUCGGACUGGUCUCCUACAGGUAUUACAAGAUGAAAAGGAGCAGCUGCAAAUUUGAAGGCUUCGUCAACACCAACUUCCAAAAUGAUGAAAAGUUUGACUCGGUUGGAAAGGGCAGCUUGUUGUCAGCAAGCAUUGCGGCUAUGAGCAGCUUUCCAGACACCUUGGCUCCCUUGGGAAAAAGCCCGGCAGAAAGAGCCUUUGAUGCAAUCCUGGAGAAGGCAGAAAAAGAUGAGGAGACAGACAGCUCAAAGGAAGUACGAUCCAUUCUCACGAAAGACAGGAGGAUGUCAGACAACGGCUACAAGGCGGUGUGGUUUAAGGAGGACAUUGACCCAGAAGCUAAGGAUGAUGUCCUGGUGAUUGAAGACGACAAUGAUGUGGAACCACAUAUGAGCAACGCUGUUGAAGACGACAACAGUGACCAGGACAGUGAAAGCAGUGGUGAUGGCGGUGGCAUGCACAUCACUCCAGGAGAAGCCCAGCUGCAGGGAGCUGAUCCUCCUGCCAUCCAGCUCUUUUGGGAUAUGGAAGCCAGGAGCGUUGAUUUGUAG
This is a messenger RNA of Varanus komodoensis (Komodo dragon), 1449 nucleotides long. It is a transcript of the gene CDHR5, whose product is annotated as cadherin related family member 5. The record is from RefSeq and is a predicted model, not a curated record. The transcript has 10 exons. Gene Ontology annotation, cellular component: membrane; catenin complex. Bases 1 to 1449 code for a protein of 482 amino acids. NCBI's taxonomy places the organism in Eukaryota, Metazoa, Chordata, Lepidosauria, Squamata, Varanidae. Gene Ontology annotation, molecular function: calcium ion binding; cadherin binding. Gene Ontology annotation, biological process: homophilic cell-cell adhesion.